Choloepus didactylus (southern two-toed sloth) is the source of this 11443-nucleotide messenger RNA. RefSeq names its product AP2 associated kinase 1 (gene AAK1). Gene Ontology annotation, biological process: protein phosphorylation. Bases 610 to 3486 code for a protein of 958 amino acids. NCBI's taxonomy places the organism in Eukaryota, Metazoa, Chordata, Mammalia, Pilosa, Megalonychidae. Gene Ontology annotation, molecular function: protein kinase activity; ATP binding. The record is from RefSeq and is a predicted model, not a curated record. The transcript has 22 exons.
CAAGGUUCUUUUCCAAAACUCUGUCCGCACUGAGACCUCCUUCCCGGACCCCAUUCUCCCCUUAGCCGACUGCCUCCCAUCUAUCGCGACAGACCGGCGGUUGCUGGAGAGCCUCGGGUCGCGGGCCGCGCCGCCCCGAGAGGCACUUCCGGCGGCAGUUCACUUCCUGGUUGGGUGGAUGGAGCCGGGCGGGAGCGCGCGCGGGGGAGGGGCGGCGGGUCAGUCUCCGCCGGGCGCUGGGAGGAUCAGCUGGCGGGCGGGCGCCGAACGCGGCCCCGGCUCUAGCUGCAGCGCCUCCUCCUAUCCGCGUCGCACGAUCCGACGGCCGUGACAAUGUUGCGGGGCUGGUAGCUGGGCGCCGGCCACCAAGCCGUCUCAAGUUUAAACUUACGCGAAUCGCUCUCCUGAGGAGGAGGGGACCCGUCGCGCGAUUGACACGCAUAUUCCUAUAGGCAUCCUCCCUCAGCCCCCACCCCCACGCCCGGAUUCGGGUGGCUCCUUUCCGAGCUGAAAUCCGAGAAGGAAUCCUUGGAUCUCUUGUUUUCCUUUAAAAAACAAAAAUCCAGAAACCAUUGGCUUUUUGCUAUUUUGCUGUUCCUUUUUUGCAAGAUGAAGAAGUUUUUCGACUCCCGGCGAGAGCAGGGAAGCUCUGGCCUGGGCUCUGGCUCCAGCGGAGGAGGGGGCAGCACCUCGGGCCUGGGCAGCGGCUACAUCGGAAGGGUCUUUGGCAUCGGGCGACAGCAGGUCACUGUGGACGAGGUGUUGGCGGAAGGUGGAUUUGCUAUCGUGUUUCUGGUGAGGACAAGCAAUGGAAUGAAAUGUGCCUUGAAACGCAUGUUUGUCAACAAUGAGCAUGACCUCCAAGUGUGCAAGAGAGAAAUCCAGAUCAUGAGGGACCUGUCAGGGCACAAGAACAUUGUGGGUUACAUUGAUUCUAGUAUCAACAAUGUGAGCAGUGGCGAUGUAUGGGAAGUUCUCAUUCUGAUGGACUUCUGUAGAGGAGGCCAGGUGGUAAACCUGAUGAAUCAACGCCUGCAAAUAGGGUUUACGGAGAAUGAAGUGCUUCAGAUAUUUUGUGAUGCCUGUGAAGCUGUUGCCCGCCUGCAUCAGUGCAAAACUCCUAUUAUUCACCGAGACCUGAAGGUUGAAAAUAUCCUCUUGCAUGACCGAGGCCACUACGUCCUGUGUGACUUUGGAAGCGCCACCAACAAAUUCCAGAAUCCACAAACUGAGGGAGUCAAUGCGGUAGAAGAUGAGAUUAAGAAAUACACAACACUGUCCUACCGAGCACCGGAAAUGGUUAACCUGUACAGUGGCAAAAUCAUCACCACGAAGGCAGACAUUUGGGCUCUUGGAUGUUUGUUGUAUAAGUUAUGUUACUUCACUUUGCCGUUUGGAGAGAGUCAGGUGGCAAUUUGUGAUGGGAACUUCACAAUUCCUGAUAACUCUCGAUAUUCCCAAGACAUGCACUGCCUAAUUAGGUAUAUGUUGGAACCAGACCCUGACAAAAGGCCAGAUAUCUACCAGGUCUCCUACUUCUCAUUUAAACUACUCAAAAAAGAAUGUCCAAUUCCGAAUGUACAGAACUCUCCCAUUCCUGCAAAGCUUCCUGAACCAGUGAAAGCCAGUGAGGCAGCUGCAAAAAAGACCCAGCCAAAGGCCAGACUGACAGAUCCCAUUCCCACCACAGAGACUUCAAUUGCCCCUCGCCAGAGGCCUAAAGCUGGGCAGACUCAACCGAACCCAGGAAUCCUUCCCAUACAGCCAGCCCUGACACCUCGAAAGAGGGCCACAGUGCAGCCCCCACCCCAAGCUGCAGGACCCAGCAGUCAGCCUGGCCUUUUAGCCAGUGUUCCCCAACCAAAAACCCAGCCCCUACCCAGCCAGCCUCUACCACAGUCUCAACCCAAGCAACCGCAGGCUCCAGCCACCCCACAGCAGCCGCCUUCCUCGCAGGCCCAGGGGCUGCCCACUCAGGCCCAGGCCACACCCCAGCACCAGCAGCAGCUCUUCCUCAAGCAGCAACAGCAGCAGCCGCAGCAGCCGGCGGGCACCUUUUACCAGCAGCAGCCGCCGCAGCAGCAGCAGGCCCAGACUCAGCAGUUUCAGACAGUACAUCCAGCAACACAGCCACCAGCAAUCACUCAGUUUCCUGUGGUGUCCCAGGGAGCCUCUCAACAGCAGCUGAUACAGAACUUCUAUCAGCAGCAGCAGCAGCAGCAGCAGCAGCAGCAGCUGGCCCCAGCCCUGCAUCAACAACAGCUGAUGACUCAGCAGUCUGCCCUGCAGCAAAAAACCCCUGUGGCAGUGGUGCAGCAGCCCCAGGCACAGCCGGCUGCAGCCCCACAGCCACCCUCGGCCCAGGAGCCAGUGCAGAUACAAGCCCCAAUAAGACAACAGCCAAAGGUUCAGACAACCCCUCCUCCUGCCGUCCAGGGGCAGAAACUCGGAUCUCUCACUCCUCCAUCAUCCCCCAAGACCCAACGGGCUGGGCACAGGCGGAUUCUCAGUGAUGUAACCCACAGUGCAGUCUUUGGGGUCCCUGCCAGCAAAUCAACCCAGCUGCUCCAGGCAGCAGCAGCUGAGGCCAGUCUCAAUAAGUCCAAGUCUGCAACUACCACUCCAUCGGGCUCCCCUCGGACCUCCCAGCAAAAUGUUUAUAAUCCUUCAGAAAGUUCUACAUGGAAUCCAUUUGAUGAUGACAAUUUCUCCAAACUCACAGCUGAAGAACUGCUCAACAAGGACUUUGCCAAGCUAGGGGAAGGCAAACAUCCUGAGAAGCUUGGGGGUUCAGCUGAGAGUUUGAUCCCAGGCUUUCAGCCAUCUCAAGGUGAUGCUUUUGCUGCUUCCUCAUUUUCCGCUGGAACCGCUGAAAAAAGAAAGGGGGGGCAGACUGUGGAUUCUAGCCUGCCACUUCUAAGUGUGUCUGAUCCUUUCAUUCCUCUUCAAGUACCUGAUGCACCAGAAAAACUAAUUGAGGGACUCAAAUCUCCUGACACUUUUCUUCUGCUCCCUGACCUCUUGCCUAUGACAGAUCCUUUUGGUAGCACUUCUGAUGCUGUAACUGAAAAAGCUGAUGUUGCCGUUGAGAGUCUCAUACCAGGACUGGAGCCCCCAGUGCCCCAGCGCCUCCCAUCCCAGACGGAAUCUGUUACCUCAAACCGCACAGAUUCUCUCACCGGGGAAGAUUCCCUGCUUGAUUGCUCUCUGCUUUCUAACCCUACCACUGACCUUCUGGAAGAGUUUACCCCCAUAGCGAUCUCUGCUCCGGGCCAUAAAGCUGCAGAAGACAGUAAUCUCAUCUCAGGUUUUGAUGUCCCUGAGGGCUCGGAUAAGGUGGCGGAAGAUGAGUUUGACCCCAUUCCUGUAUUGAUAACCAAAAAUCCACAAGGUGGGCACUCUAGAAACAGCAGUGGGAGCUCUGAGUCCAGUCUUCCCAACCUAGCCAGGUCUUUACUGCUGGUGGAUCAGCUCAUAGACCUGUAGCCGUGACCCAGUAGCAGAUGCAGUUCUGUAAUCUUCAUACCGUAAUAUACAUUUUCAUUAUGGAGUUAUAAGGAAAAGCGAUUUAAAAAAAAAAAAUCUGCAAACAAGGGGCCCUCUAACCCUUAGUUCCUACCCUUUGCCUUCUCCUGUAGAAAUGAUAAGGAAAGAAUAUCACUUCGGCCCUCCAGAUACUCCUCGUUCAGUUCCUCCCUGUUAGUUUUGCUGUGUUUUUUCAUUAUCCUUCUUCAAUAGCAUUAUCUUAAAUCAAGCACUAGAUGCCAUGAGCUUCACUUCUGCUGGAAUCGACUCCACCAAAAGCUUAACUCGUAACUGAAACUAGUGAACUGAUACCUUUGUCUCAUUCUUGCUAGGAAUGGCCUCCCAAAUCAAUCCUCCCAAUCCGUCUCCUUUGGCCAGGCACUGAUGAAUGUGUUUACCUGUUUUUGCUUUUCUCCUGAUACAUUUUCAUGAAGACAUGGCUUCUUCAGUUGCUAUUAACUCUAGAAAACAGCCUGGAGACGGGUGGUUUAAGAGAGGAUAGAAAUGACUGAUAGUAGUAUGUUUGAGAAGAGAUAUUGAGCCCAGCUCUAGCCAACCAACUUUUGAACCUGUUUGGUCAUAGUUUUAGCCAAGGGAUUUUACACCCCCUGCAACCUGCCCAGCAUUCGUCCAGCUUUUGGGCUUCCACUGAACCGUGAUUUCUCAGAUCUGGAGACGUGACUGCAAGUACUUGAGAAGCUUGAAGAAAAUGUGUACAUUAUAUAAAUCCCAAGUAUUGCCAUUCCUUUUCAUGUUAUCUGUCCCAAGCUGGGAUCUCAGAAUAGACCAAAAUGAGACAAUGGUGGUAAUAUGAUACCUUUUACUAGAAGACUUUUCACUGGGGGGUGGAUGGGGGAAGGGAAGGAAUUGUAGCAGAAACAGAUGUAUUUUUCUUGUGAUUUUUAUUUUGAAUCAAAUAUUGUAAAUUGUGUAUAAACGAAGACGCUGAAUAGUUCUGUUUCCACUUGGCGUUUCAAGUCUGAUAUCAGGUGUCUGUACAGGGUUUUGAUCUCUUUCCCAUGUAUAAUUACACAGCAAUCCUACAGUGUAACGUAUGGAAUCAUUUUGGAGUAGACUUGUGCAUUCCCUUCAGCAGGGCCUCUGUCUUUGUAGAAUAAGCAUGUUUGUUUUCAGAUAAUCAGAAAUAAGUGUGCGCAUAAGUUAGGCCCAAUUUGACUGUGGCUACUUACCUUUCUUUCUCUCUGAUGUUUAAAUUGAAGGCCGCAGCCAAUGGAUUAUGUUCAGUUGGUUUUCCUUGGCCUCCUAGAUCCAAACAAAACAAAACAAAACAAAACAAAACAGCAGAAUCUUGUUCAUAAGUAAAUAAAGGACCCUGCCCUUACAUGACACCAUGCCUCCUGGCACCCUCUCUAUAUGGACUCACUCAUUGAAGUGUAUUUUUUUUUUCCUUACUUGGAAAAGCAAUUUUAUAAAAUCACCCUUUUGAAAAGAGGUGCCAUUUCUUCCUUGAGUGCCAUUUUCCAUGAUCCCAAAAGGGAUACUCUUUAGUUGAUCUCAUUUAUACAAAUAAAAUUCCAAGUUCAUUUGCUUGUUUCUCUACAUAGUACUUUUGUUUCUUCUUCCUCACUCUUGCACUUUAAGAUGGAAAAAAGAAAGUUGAACAGCAACUAUAAAAGGCUGCAAACCCCUGCACUUUGGACGGUAAGCUCUGACCCCAGUAAUAUGAGAGCAGCCUUUGAAACAGGCAUCGGAGGAAAAAUCUGACUCUGUCAGUCUACCUUCUGACUUUAAAUACCUCCCAUGCUGGCUGAAAUUAGAUGAGCAAAAUAAAGGCCUCUAUUAGGAUAAUGGAUCAUUUCCACAAUUUAGAGAGGCACAACCUACUUGCUGAAGAUAAACAAAGAUAUCCCUGAAGAGUUCUCUGUGAUUGGAUAGCAGUGAAAAUGGGACUUGGUUUACCCUUCUAUGGACAGGAAAAAUUGCUGCAGAUCAGAAUUCUGUUCUCUUUCCUGGAAAUAGAAAGAAUGUAUAAACUAAUGAAGGAAAUGUUUAUUUUUAAAUAACAAUGUUUUAUUCCUCUGUUUUCAGAUUUGAUUUUUUUUUCAUAUAUACAUGUUAGAAAUAAAAUGAAAUAUCUAGUUUCUCAAUGUAGUUGAAACCAUGAAGCUUAUAGUUUAGAAAUUAGGUAAAUGUCUCUAAAUUGUUCCUUUCAUGCAUUACCUGUAAUUACAUUGAGAUAUAUUAUCUAGUCAUCGGGCUCAAUAAAGUUUAAUGGAGGCUGCUAAUGAAAAUGAACAGAAGAGAAGCAAGAGACUGGGUGAAUGGUGGAAGCCUGAGGAACAUAAGAACAUGAAAUUAUCUUGGGCUUAUUGUUUCGGAGUAGGGCUUGAGGGAGAGAACUAGUUUUCUGUUGAGGAAUAUGCGUGAGGGAGACUCAGUAAAUGAGGCCUUCCUGAGUUUAUAGUGUCAUUCCUGAGCUAAAGGGUUGGCUUGAGUUGAGUGUAAUGUGCUGGUCACUGAUAGACCUGUGGAACCACAGGCUGAGCUACAAGAGGGACCCUAAAGGCCAUCUUCUAGUCCAUCCUCUUUGUUCUGCAGACACGGGGCCUGAGCUGGAUGGAGGCAGGAUGGUGGGAGAAGAGGCCUGGGCAGGACAGGUCUCCUGCGAUCUCCUCCUGACCCUCGCCAGCCCCUGGCUAAGUGGCCUUCAGCAGGUGCUUCACCUCUCAGAGCUUCCUUUUUUAUACAACAAUGGGUUUGGACUAGAUGGACUUUAAAAUUAUAGAAUUAAAGAGUUCUAAGUAUAUAUUAUUAUUCUUUAGAAGGACUAUGAGGGAUUUAUAUAAUCCUGAUGUUCUUCAGUUACCUUCUGUAGUUCUUGCUAUUACUGUAGCAGUAUUUACAGUUUAGAGAAUUAUAAUGGGCUUUUACUGACCUGGGCUGUUAUCUGAAUAAAAAGCCUAAAUCAAAGAAUUUGGACGCAGAUGUUCCUUUUUUAAUAUUAAACACACACACACACACACACACACACACACACACACACAUCCCUACAUAUUUAAAAACAAAACAAAACAGUAUCAAAAGAUUUUAGUUCUUUUUAAAUGUAUAAUCAAGGGUUUGCCAUUUUAAAAUGGACAAAUACUGUAAGCCUAUGUUUCUGAUCUGCUUUUAUUCCAACUGUGUAAGAGUGGUAACUAUACCAGAAAACAUCAAAAAUUGUUUUUUCGCCCCCUUUAGGGCAAAAACUAGAUCACCAAUUUCAAGACCCUAUGUUUUUAAAUACACAGACCUCAAAGGAAAUAAGGUUUAGAUGGACACUUUUAAAAACAUGAUUAUACCAUUAUAAUCUAAUGAUUUCUUUAGCAGACAUAUCAGAUAUUUGACAUCCAGUUGAGUAUUGCUUCCAUCAAAGACACCUGGUUUCAGUUGGGAAGAUGAUACGUAUUCUAAUGAUGCUGUCAUCAUUUAAGUUAAUUUUGAAACUCUUCUUCUUAGAAAUAACAUCAAGGAAAGUAAUAAGGUAUAAGAAAAUGUGUUGUCUUAUUAUCUAAUUAGUAUCGCUUUCAGCAUCUGAAAGUAUAUUCCUUUGGUCUAUUUUUUCCACCACUCUUGGUUCUGAGUAACAUUUGGCUAUUUCCAAAAAAGCAGAAUCACCCACAUAAGAUGAAGAGUGGUUAUUAUUGAAGACAGUAAAAAGACUAAUCCAGAAAAUUCUCAGAAGACCUCAUAUGGAAAGUGAAAAUGAUCAGUUGUAAUUUCUUUACUAUUCUGAAUAAGGGAACUCUGUGAUCCCCAGUCUUUAGUAUGGUUUAGAAAAUGGAAGGAUAAGGAUUUAAAAAUGCUUCUGAAAUGCCUCAUUUGAUAUUGGACUUGGCUCUUUCUGAAUUAGAAUUAAGGAACUUUGAUUGCUAAUAGUUGAAACAAAUCCAGGAAGAGAACCUAUUUAUCGCAAAACAGAAUACCUGUUUUGUUUUUAAUACUUUUUUCCUGGUCUUCUGACUUCAGCAGUGCCGUGGGAAGGAGGGAACUCUGAGGCUGACCUUCAGCCCGGAGGUGCAGAGGGAUCUGAGUUCUGCUGAAUAAGUGCAUGCUAUGGAUAGGUACCUUGGGCCAGAUUAAAGUCUCCCAGAAUGAAGUUUUUUUGUGAUCUGCAGGGUCAUUAACCUUCUCAGUCUAUAGUAUCAGCACAGUCCUGUGGCCUCUAACCUAGUUUUGGGAUGAAAGUGACAGGCUCACCAAAGUACUGAAUUAGGCAAAUUACAAGCUGCCAGGCAGCACAGAAAAAUAUCCCAUGGAUGGGUAUUUAGAAUGAGAUCUUUCCUGAAACACUCCAGAUAUUGCAAAAUUCUUGUAUUUCUCUCUAGAGACUAUAAUUUUACCAACCCAAAGUUAGCCUUUUCCUUUUCCACACUAGUAAUGUCCCUGAGGUUGGAUAUGCUUGAGUUUCUUGAGUCAGAAUGAAUCCCAGAUGGCCUCCAUUUCAAAUAAUUUGUAACAAGAUACUAUUUUGUUUCUCCUGGCUUUCCUCUUGCUAAGGUGGCGGAGGGAGGCUCCUCCGGUAAAGAAACCUAUGCAAAGUUACCAAAUGGUGGUAGUUACUAGGAUGGAAGAUGCUUUCUUGGUCCCCACUUUGAUGUAGUGUCCUGAACUCUACUCUUUUCCUGUGAGUAUUCUCCUCUGCCCCAUUGCACACUCCCCUGUCAUGUGGAUGUGUAUUAACUCUCGAUCUUUAUCCUGUGCUCCCCAAGAAGACAAAGCAAACAAAUCUACAUGAAGCUAUCUUAUGCAGUAAAAAUGUGAAUCUGAACAUUGCUACGCAAGUAUUGUAUAGAUAACAAGUUCUGUAAACAAAUUUCUUAUGUAAACAUACAGGGGAAUAAAGUCUUUUAUCUGUUCAAACAGGAGCAUGUUUAGAGAUGUAAAUAACUUAAAAUAGUUGCUGUUAACUUGAGCCAAAAACACACUUUUGCAAAAAGGAUUUAAACACGCUGUUGAGUGACACCACGAACCUGUGCACAAGAAAAGAGAGGACACAUGAGAAAGACGUACUGAGGAAAUUUUAAUGAGUCAUGGCUACCCUGGCUUUACUUUGUGAAGACCCUGUGAAACUACAUUUGGUAUGAUCCAGAAGCAGGGCUAUAAAAUGGAGCACAGAUUUGCAGCUACCCUCCUCUGAUUUAGUUUUUAAUAUGCUCAGGGCAAUUCAAUUAAACAUUUGUAUGUUGGCAAUAGCACUUACAUGCCCAGUGAGAAAUCUCUUCCUUUUAAUUGUCCCGUUGGCUUGAAAGGUACAGCAUCGCUGGUCAGUUUGGGCCCCCCCAAGUCCCUUAUUCCCCAAUCAUGGGUUUUAAUGCCAUUAUACAACAUAGGGCACAACCAAAGGCUUAAUUGCAUUAUCUAAGCCAAAAGGUCAUGGAAGGUAAUAAUUUAGUGUACCUCUCUUGAUGCCCUGAUUUAGUUCCAGGAUGGUACAUUUCAAUUGGUGCUGCCUUUCUGGAUUUCUUCUGAAGGAAUAUUUUGCUCUCCAUUCCCCAACUAAAUGAGAAGACUGCAUAUACUCAAAGUCUUCAUUUUCAGUUUUUGAUACUCCCUGCGACUGUUACUUCAGUUUAUAGUCUGGGGAAAAGUAAAAUAAUCUGGUUGUGCAUGGGAUGCCACGUUAGGGAAUAUCCAGCCUAAAAUUUAAGUCUUCAGAUCUCAAGUGUUUGUAGAGCUCUCAGAAGACCCACACUAUGUCCAUCAGAUUUUCAGUGUAAACCUAUCCCAAAUCAUGCAGCCCUUGUGGUUGUUUUGGAAGUUAAUAGGGAGCCAGUGAAGAUAGUUGCCAAGUCAUAAAGUACAUUUUGGGACUCCUUUCCUAGUCUCUGAAACACAUGAGAACGUACUGAAAUCUUCAUAAUUUGGAGCCUCUAAGUAGACUACAGUGGAGUUAUCCUUUAUGCAUGUGUCAAAAAGUGGUACACAGUCCCACAUCAGAGCAAGAAAAAGAAGUAUGUUUGACAUCCAGCUUAAUUUAAUGUGCUAAAACAGAAUAAAAGGCAGCAUGAUCCAGCGUGAAAGAAUUAGAGCAAAAUGCCCUACCUUAGGGUUCGGGAUAAGUAAGUGCCUUGUGCAGACUGCGAGACCCGAUCCUGGUCUUAAGCCUCUGAGGAACAAAGAGCCAGCUUGAUUGAGUUCUGAGGUCACGGGGUAUUCGCUGUGCCUGCUGUUGGUUACCAGAGGAACUGGGCCAAGGCAUGAGAUUAAAUCUGUAUAAAUCCUUCAUUGCUAGUGAGCAGACUGCUUCAAAUACAUGUUUUCCUGACUGUACAAGACCACUUUUGUAUAGGACUGUCCACCCUGUGAACACAUGCUUUCCCUAUAAGAACACACUCACAGAUUCUAAAAUAGACCUUUAACCGCCUGCAGGAUUUAACAUCUACCUUCUGUUUACAGUUAUUUAGAAUCUCUCCUUCUCUUGACUACCUUGUUUCUUGUGCUUCCACCACCAAAAUUCCCUAAGGGAAAUGCGGAUGUCUGUACUUUCCCCUUACCUGCCGGCAUUUCUUUGGUCUCUGGAGUUCCAGAGUUGGGGAAUUGCAAAGUGUGGUUGUUCUCUGCCUGGGUCACACCGCAUCUUCUCUCAAGAGAAUGGAAAGGUUAAGAGACUUGUCCUUCUCAAGUGAAUCCUUUAAAUGUGUGUUUCCAGUCCCACAAAGCAGAUUCAUAUGGAAAAAGACACCUGAAAAAGUUCUGGCCUUCAUUUUUUUUAAAAGACAGUAGGAGAGUUUCCCCUCCAGAUGAUGGUAUGGUACUUUUGUGACUGUGAAUUUUAAAAAUUUGUUGGAAUUUCAAGUAUGAUUUUCCCAUUAUUCACCAUGAAGAUCACAGAAUAUGCUCCCAGUUGGCAGGUUUCCAGUUGACUUGACCAAGAACCUACUUUUUUAACAAAGUUCUGAUAGGUUAGACAUGUUCUUUCCUCCUGUCCAAUGUUGUUUCUGGGCACCCCCCACUUGCUAUCUCAGAAUUCUCAAAAUGUUAUCUAACACUGCAAGCAUCCAAAGGGUCCUGGGUUCAACAAGUCACUGAUUUUUGGCUCGCUGUGCUCAUCAACUGGUUUGACUGAAUUUAAAUUAAAUUUUCAAAAAACAUUGAAUCCAAUCGGAUUAGUGUUCAUUUUGAUUAUUGUUCUGUAUGUGUCAUAGUUAGUCAUUAGCUUGACUAAAUUUUCCAUUUUUUCCUGAAGAGAUAUUUUGCCCUCCUGCAGAACCAGUUUAAUAAUAUCAAUCUUUAGGGUAGUUUUGAAAGAUGAAGGAAUUGGACCUCGGUUUUGGCAACUAAAAGCUUUGUCCAACUGCUGAUAUGUUGGGAAGUGGUCCAAGGAGAUUUGGGGGGCUUCUCAUAUCUCUUUGCUUGGCAAAUUUUAUUUUGAAAAACUUUUUUGCCCUCUUUCAUCUGUAUUAGCUCCCAGAAAUCAUCAUCUGGCUAUCACUGUGACAGAGCUAAUAUUAAUGUUUGCUUGAGAAAAUAGGCUUAUUUCUUUCCACAUAUAUCUCAAGGGAAAAAGUGGUCAUUUAUUUCCUAUCAAUUGACCAGUGCUUUCCUAUGACCCAUAUAACUGCACAUUUUAAAGUUGUAAUACAGGAAAAAAGUUAAUCCUCUUCAAAAUCAUAGUCUUCAAAUACUAUACAGAAAGCUAUUCAGCACCCGUACAAAAUUUAACUUCAGAACUCUAAUCUAGAAUUCACUAAAUUCAUUCAGAUGGUUAGAAAGGGAAAUAAAAAUGAGCAUAAAAUUGUUUUUGAGAACAAUAUUUAGGUCAGAACUCUUUAAAAAGCACUGCUAAAAAGUUAUAAAAUUCAGAGAAACAUAGUAUUUUUGUACAGUAUCUUAUAAAAUGUUCAGAUCUCUCUCUACGUUCUCUUUACAAUGUAAUGUCUUUAAAUGACUAGUUUCCCAAUAAACUGAUUUUGAUGCC